GGGACAAUCUCAAUUUUUGGACCAGCACCUCUACUGAUUUGACAUGCACCAGGAUUUGACUGCCAAUCUUGUUUUCACAAAUCAGCACAGCGCACAUUCCGUCACCAUGGUCCACGGCACACAAAUGGCCCCAACAACUUUUGUUACACACAUGCACUAUCUCCACAGCCAGUUUAUAGCGUGCCAGGAAAUUCUGAUUUUAAUUUUAAAUUCAACUCCAAAAUCCCCUCUGAAAGCCCAAUUUUGUAGUAAAAAGGCAGAAUCUGCAUCUGCGCCAUAUUUCUAAAGCCUUGCGUAGCUCAGCCCAGACUUAUGAAACGGGAUCGCCAAAAACUGCGCAAGAAACAAAGAAAUCUGUGGUUAUGUUCCAAGUUUGCCAAUUGUCUUGCAAAUUAAAGAGUGUAUCUUCAAAAUGACCAAAAAAGAGAAAAUACCAAUUGUAACUUUCCCGUUGUAUAUCCUGUGCAGUGCUGCGUAAUUUGGUGGCUCUCGCAUGCAUCUACUUUUGAUCAUUUUGUGAUAGGCCACACCAGACUUGUGAUUGUGCAUGAUAGAAGAAGGUAACCAGUAGGCCUAUUUUGUUGUCUUUUGUUGUUUGCAGGCAGACGAAGCAUGCAAGUGCAAUGGUUGGAAGAAUCCUAAUCCACCUCCUACACCGACACAACCAGCUAGACUGGAUAUAACAACCCCAUUGGCUAGUAGAUCAGACCCAUGCAAGAGCUGUGGCCAUCAACUUGCUGAACAUGUAUCCCAUCUAGAGGAUGUCGCUGAGGAGGAGAUUGACAGGCUCCUGGGCAUCGUAGUCGAUGUCGAACACCUGUUCAUGUCUGUCCACAAGGAAGAAGAUGCCGAUACAAAGCAGGUCUACUUUCAUUUGUUCAAGCUCCUGAGGAAAUGUAUCCUGCAGAUGAACUCACCAUCGGUAGAAGGUCCUUUAGGUCGACCUCCUUUUGAGAAACCAAGCAUUGCAAAAGGGGUGUCCAAUUUUGUCCACUACAAGUUUGGUCACCUGGUCCACAAGGAUUGGAUGACGAUGUAUGACCUUGCUAAGAUGUUCCUUCACUGUAUGAACCAUUGGAAGCUUGAGACACCCACCGCUAGGAAGCAAAGAGCCCAGCUAGAUGAAGCGGGUGCUUACAAGGUUACCUACACAAGGUGGCUGUGCUACUGUCAUGUGCCAUCAUUCUGUGAUAGCCUACAGCAUCAUGAACCAACGGAUAUCUUUGGUCGAACGCUUCUCAAGACUGUCUUCCCUGCGAUGAGGCGGCAGGUCUUAGAUAUGUUACGUUCUGAGAAGGACAACAUGCCUGCUGAGAAACGUAACCUGGUCCUCACCCACUUUCCAAGAUUCCUGUCAAUGUUAGAAGAAGAAGCAUAUGACAGUAAUUCACCCAUCUGGGACCCAGAGUUUACCCCUGUCCAAGGAGCUGUACCCCUUGCCUCACCGGAGGGCACCACUGAACUUGAAGAUUCUUCUGAUCCCUCUGCCCAAGCACUUGGUCGUAUCACUGUGACAACAACCACUACUUGUGCGCCCUCUAUGUCAGAUGGUCAUACGUCCUUUAACCUCAGUCCAGGGUUGGUUAACGUAAGGAGAGCGGCAAGGUUAAGUGCUCUAGCUGCUACUCAAGCGAAUGAUAAACGUAAAGUAGACGACUUGCCGACUGAGGAAGAAAUCAAGAGACAAAGACUAGAAGAGGAUAUUCCAGAUAAUAUUCUAAGUGAAGUGCUAUCAACGGUUACCGACCCUGCUGCCAUGGUAGGCCCAGAGGGUAACCUAUUUGCAGCCCAUUCUGCCCGUGAUGAGGCCGCCAGGAAUGAGGAGAGGAAAGGGGUAAUAGAAUUCCAUGUUAUCGGGAAUUCAGUCACACGCAAACCAUCAAGACAAACGCUUAUUUGGUUGGUGGGUCUCCAGAAUGUUUUCUCACAUCAGCUGCCGCGGAUGCCGAAGGAAUACAUCACCCGACUGGUGUUUGAUACAAAACACAAAACGCUAGCACUUGUGAAGGAGAACAGAGUGAUAGGUGGAGUUUGUUUCAGAAUGUUUCCAACUCAAGGAUUCACAGAAAUUGUCUUCUGUGCAGUCACUUCUAAUGAACAAGUCAAGGGCUAUGGCACACAUCUAAUGAAUCAUCUCAAAGAUUACCAUGUCAAACAUGGCGUCCUUCAUUUCCUCACAUUCGCUGAUGAAUUUGCAAUAGGAUACUUCAAGAAACAGGGUUUCUCAAAAGACAUCAAGAUACCCAAGUCUAGUUACGCUGGUUACAUCAAGGACUAUGAGGGCGCCACACUCAUGGGAUGUCAGCUCAACCCACGUAUACCUCACACUGAGUUCUCUCUCAUUAUACACAGACAGAAAAAGAUUGUGAAGAAGUUAAUAGAGAUGAAACAGCAAGAAGAGAGGAAGGUGUACCCUGGAUUGACGUGCUUCAAAGAAGGUGUUAGACAGAUUCCUAUGGAGAGCAUCCCAGGAUUAGUUGAAGCAGGAUGGAGGCCGGUCCGAGAGAAACCAAAGGUCACUCCACUGACCGAAGAACAGGUCCAGUCAGCAUUCAAGACAGUCUUGACCGCUGUUAAGAAUCACAACAGUGCAUGGCCUUUCUUGAAACCUGUUGAGAAGAAUGAAGCUCCUGAUUACUAUGAACAUAUCAAGUAUCCUAUGGAUUUGAAGACAAUGACCGAGCGGUUCAAGGGCAAGUAUUACAGCUCACGAAAGCUCUUCAUCGCCGACAUGCAACGGAUCUUCAGCAACUGUAGAGCGUACAAUGCUGCGGAUACGGAAUACGUCCGCUGUGCAAAUACACUGGAACGUUUCUUUCUCAAUAAGAUCAAAGAACUUGGUAUCGUAGACAAAUGAAGGGGAUUACAUCUAGGAUGCGGAGAGGUACAGUAUAUAGCGGUUUCAGUGGAAAUGCUUAUUGACCCUGAAAGUGCCGACUGAUCCUGAAUAAAUCUGUAUCUCUACUGGAAACCAGAAAUGUCUGUUUCCCUUCUAGAAGAACAGCCUGUUCAGUCUUCACGAUGAAUGACAGUACCAGCUACAUGUUGUUGACCUUUCCACAGGUGAUACAUGUCUUGGUACGCAUCUUGCCUGGACGUAAGCAAGCCCUCAAUGGUUCGCUAUGAUACACAGGUGCAGUGAGGAUGUAUACCAACUAAGUGGGUCAAGUCAGAAACUUUAAUAUGUACAUGUACACAUGUAGUACUGGCUUAGUUCAACAGGAGUCAACAGGAGUCUCUGCCCCAUAUUUUUUUUUUACAUCUUGACACAAAGGACUUUGAUGGCGGUAUGGGUUUCGAUUUGAAUUCUUAGUUUAUGCCAGAGCUUCAUGAACAUCUGGGAACAAUGUUGGAUAUUUUUUGUGCGCAUAUCUGCCAGUCAUUGUGUCCAUGGCAUUCUGGUAUUACAUCGGCUUCGGUGGGCUGCCUUUUAAAGUGCUCACAGCAGUGAAGGAGUUCCUUCCUGCUGGUACUAUUUCUUUGAAAGAAUUGUCAGAAGGCUGAAAAGCACUGUAGAAAAUGAAGAAUUAUGAUAUCAAUGGACUUCCUCAAAUUCAAGAACAACAUGGGUGCACCCUUUCAGAUAGACAAUUUGUGAGACACUUUAACAGAAAAAUAGGGCCAUUUCUUUCAUCAGGAAUUCUGCAAAUACCUUUGCAAUGUUAAUCCUAAAUCCUCCCACUUAUGCAUACUUAGACAACAUUGGCGAAAGCAGGAAAGCCAUUCUGCCCAACUUUGGAAAAAGGAAGCAAGUGACGCAUCAGUCAAAUUUGAGCUAUUGUUGUUUCUGAAACACCCUUUGUACGUUGCACGUUCAGGCAAAAUUUGGGGAAGAAACGAUCGUUCUAUGGAAAGAUAUUGAAGAAUAUAUGUUGUUAACUUUCAGUGACGCCUAUGUAAAUGACACACAUUGCUCAUUUACAACAAAUGAUACUUUUGUUACUUGAUUCCUUUUGCCAAAGUACGGCAGCGAAGUAAAAGAUGCUUCACAGGAUCUCUGCCCAAUACUUUAUGAGGGAGACUUGUAGGAUGCGGUCAAAGUUCUGAAGGGUUUUUCACAAAGAGUUGACUUAAAAUCAUGCUUAAAUGCAGAUGCUUACAUGUUACAUGCAAUCUAAUUUAUUGAUACACAAUAGCGUGCAUCUUUUUUUAGCAUGAUUUAACCAAUGGGGUGAUGUAUUUAGUUGAUCAAACAACUGGGAAUAUAUUAAGUGGGAGUGGGUCAUAAAUGGGUGAUUUUUCAUUUUGCUUAGGGAAUAGUUUUUAUGUGUUCAUUUUACCCAAUUGCAACAUGAAAUUACAAUACUUUUGGUCUUGGGUCUGAGGAAAAGAAAAAUCCAAGAUGGCCGCCAUUCUCCGAAAAAAUCACAUUGUUUACCAUAACUUUCUCGUAUGGGGGAAUUUUUCACAUGAUUUGGGUGACUUUACCUAUGUUUUCUUGUGUAUGCUAUUGCUAUCUGUGAUAUUUUUUUAUCCUAAUAGCAUAUUAGUGAUUGCAGACAUGGCACAUUCAUAGGGUGCGGCUAAAGCUAAUAUCUAUUCGCAAAAAAAAGACAAGACUGUGAGAAGUUCUGUUAAAUGAAGGUUACAUCAUCAAAGAUCUACAUCUAGUGUGUUUAUAUUUGAAAACCCAAAUUUGUGAUUUUGAAAGUUAUGUUGAAAAGAUCACACCAUAGGUGGUCAGCGCAGAUAUGCAGAUGCAGCAAUGAGUGUUAUUAAUACCUAGCACUCAACAGGACUGCCAUGCUUAUCUUGCUCAUUUCUCAGCAAUUACACAUUCUGAAUCAGAAUAAUUUAAGCCCCUUUCACAAUUGUUGGUGCGACUGCUUACAAGCGUUGCAAUUGUGUACAACAUAUAUUGUGACCAAAAGAUUGCAAACGAUCGCAAGAGCGAUUGUGAAAGCCCCUUUAGCCAACAUAUCAUGGUGGACCAACAAGGAUUUGAAUAUGUAAAAUUGAGAAAAAAAAAUAUUCGCACAUUGAUGUAUUUGAGAUUUGAAUAAAGAAUAUUUUGCUUGGAAUAAACAUUGCCAAAUUUAUUCAUUUUAUAAUUUCUAUAGUAUUUCUAAAAGUAUUUUAUUGAAGAUGAUCUGUAUGAGCUAAAAAGUGCCUUAAAGUUGUUAAAUCAUAUGAUGCACAUUUUUUUCCCCAAUACAUUGAAGAAGACAUAAUAGGAAGACAUGUGACCUGAAUGCUUUUAAUUUGAUGCUUUUUGUCGUAUCAUUAUCGUACCACUUGGAGCUCCUUAAUUUAUCUGUAUAUUCUCUGUGAAUGAUGGAUUUUUCAGUUAGCAGAUCUGAUACACCGAAAAGAGUGGUGCUAAAACUACACUGCUGGUUUUAUGAGUGUAUUAGUGGACCAUACAAAGCAUUUUACACCAGUGUUAUAUCCAUGGUGUUACACAACAUGUAUUUGGUGUUAUUCUCAAAUGCCAUAGUGUAUUUUCAACACCUUGUGGUUUGGCCCCCUCAGAACACCAACUGGUCAGUGGUGGUGUUGUGUCUAACACAAAAGUUUUACAGUGUAGAUCAUCAUUUUAGUUUCUCCACACUUUGAUAUUCCUUCUACAACUCUAGCUAAACUAAGUCAUUAUAUUGCAGGCUCAUGUAACAUUGAAUGUUUGGAAAUUGUAUACUAUGUAUAAUGUAAUCGCUAGAGGGUAUUCAUUUGUCUCGCAAUCUACUAUGGUCAACAAGGAAAUUGGUGAUCACUCUCGCAAAAAGUGUUCACUAGCUUUCUAGGAAAUUCGUGAUCACUCUCGCAAAAAGUGUUCACUAGCUUACAAGUUCACGAGCUUUCGAGUGCCGCUGCAACUCUUUUUGCGAGAGUGAUCACGAAUUUCCUUGUUGAACAUAGUAGAUUGCGAGACAAAUGAAUACCCUCUAGCGAUUAUUUCAGUCCGCAAUAAUGAACCUAUUUAGUAUGUAUAAUGUAUACUAUGUAUAUAUUGUCAGAAACACAUUUCACGUGAGUGUAAUGGGUUAGGAGAUCAAAUAAAUUAUUGCUUUUGUAGAAAAUGA
Molecule: messenger RNA, 6020 nt
Organism: Lytechinus pictus (painted urchin)
Lineage: Eukaryota; Metazoa; Echinodermata; Echinoidea; Temnopleuroida; Toxopneustidae
Product: histone acetyltransferase KAT2B-like
Exons: 16
Coding region: 824-2857 (677 amino acids)
Biological process (GO): positive regulation of transcription by RNA polymerase II; chromatin remodeling
Cellular component (GO): nucleus; ATAC complex
Molecular function (GO): histone H3 acetyltransferase activity; protein binding
Source: RefSeq, a predicted model, not a curated record